CAAAGAUGUCUCCACCAGCAGACUCCAAAGCUAAUUCAGUUGUGAUCCCCAUUGCCGAAGAUGAAACACCUCCCCACGAUGAGCAAAAGCAGCAGCCCGAGCAACGGCAGGACUAUUCCUUCGUUAGUUUGCUUCACUCUCUUCUUCCUCUCCUUCCACAAGUAAACGCUCGAUGGCUGAUACACGGCGCCAAGGUUGGAUUAGCCCUGGUCCUGGUCUCGCUCCUCUACAUGCUUGAGGUCGUCCAUGAUCGGCUCGGCGACAAUUCGAUGUGGGCGGUCAUGACUGUAGUCGUCGUCUUUGAGUUCACAGCAGGUGCGACCAUUGGUAAGGGAAUUAAUCGUGGGAUAGGCACUACCCUAGGAGGAGGGCUUGGCUCUUUGGUGGCUCUUUUGGCUCAAGAGAUUGGUGGAAUUGGCAAACCUAUGGUCAUCGGGAUCUCCGUAUUCAUCUUCUGUGGAAUGGCCACAUAUUCUCGGAUGAUUCCUAGCUUUAAGAAGAAGUAUGACUAUGGGGCAUUGAUUUUUAUCCUUACAUUCAGUUUGAUUGCUGUUACUGGAAUUAGAGGCGAUCAAAUCCUUAAAAUAGCAAGCGACCGGCUUUCGUCGAUAUGCAUGGGCUUUGCCAUAUGCAUAGUCAUAGGCUUAUUCAUCUUUCCCAUUUGGGCUGGUGAUGAGCUCCAUAAUUCAUUGGCAUCCAAGUUUGAUAAGCUUGCAUGCUCAAUAGAAGAGUGCUUGGAGGAUAACAUAAAACCCUUGGAUGAGAAAAAGGGGACUCAACUGGCCAAUCCUCACAGUAGUUGCAUAGCAGUUCUAUCCACCAAGUCUAGUGAUGAGACUUUGGCCAAUUUUGCAAAAUGGGAACCAUGGCACGGGCGGUUUGGAUUCUACUAUCCUUGGAACAAGUACCUACAAAUUGGGGAGUUGCUGCGGGAAUUGGCAGCUUAUAUCCUAUCACUAAGAGGAUGUCUACGAUCUAAACAACAACCUUUAAAAUCAUGUGCGAUGAUGGACAUCGGAGAUUAUUACAAAGCGACGUGUGUACUGCUUGCAAGCACAUUGAGAGAACUUGGGCACAACAUCUACGAUAUGAAGCGGAGUCAGCAAAGGGACUCAAUCUUAGCAAAAUUUGAGAUGACAAGGUCGGAAUUAUGCUCAACUGUGCUGGUGUCAAAGCUAGCAAAUCUUAUGAACCGAAGUGGCAGUAUGGGUGGUGGAAUUUCAAGCACAAGCAUUUUGUUUCUGUUGUUGGAGAUUACUGACAAGAUAGAGGAAAUUGUUAAAGAAGCAGAUGAAUUAGAAAAACUUGCAUGUUUUUCUCACACAUAACUCAUAUAUUGUAUAAGGGGAGUUAAUUUUGAAUUACAUGAGUCCAUGAUACCCAAGGUUUAAUAUAGUUAUCAUCCAAACAUAAACGAGACCGGGUGCCAGUAAAAGUAUAUUGGUAUGA
Phoenix dactylifera (date palm) is the source of this 1449-nucleotide messenger RNA. RefSeq names its product aluminum-activated malate transporter 2-like. Lineage: Eukaryota; Viridiplantae; Streptophyta; Magnoliopsida; Arecales; Arecaceae. The record is from RefSeq and is a predicted model, not a curated record. Gene Ontology annotation, biological process: malate transport.